This is a messenger RNA of Engraulis encrasicolus (European anchovy), 5867 nucleotides long. RefSeq names its product coiled-coil domain containing 88B (gene ccdc88b). Lineage: Eukaryota; Metazoa; Chordata; Actinopteri; Clupeiformes; Engraulidae. Gene Ontology annotation, cellular component: cytoplasm; centrosome. Bases 205 to 5277 code for a protein of 1690 amino acids. Gene Ontology annotation, molecular function: microtubule binding; dynein light intermediate chain binding. The transcript is spliced from 30 exons. Gene Ontology annotation, biological process: cytoskeleton-dependent intracellular transport; cytoplasmic microtubule organization. The record is from RefSeq and is a predicted model, not a curated record.
UUCAAAGUUGUCAGUGACUCACCAUGAGAGAGGAACAGCCACAGCGAGUUAUUCGUCUGUGUUAAACGAUUUAAAAUGUAUUAUAUUUAUUUAUUUUGGUAAUGAAGUCGGAUUACUAAUAAGAAAAGCAACAUGACGACAACAGAGUUUGGGUAAUUUAUUGAACAGCAUUUUUGUCACUGAAACACGCCGUAGGCUACAAAGAUGGAAGCCCACUUCACGGAAACGUUAGAGGACUUCAUGGAAAGUGCACUCGUUACGUGGGUGCGUCUUUUUGAAGAUAUGGUGGAUGGCGAGUCGACAGACCCCUCAUCCCAUCAGUACAUGGAGGUGAACUCCAGCUCCCAGAAUGCCAUGAAAGUGUACAAAAGACUCACAAAUGGUAUCUACCUCAAUGAAGUCAUGAGGAUAAUUGACCCCAAUCCCAAAGUGGAACAACUUUACCGCAACGUGAAUGAUGACAAGAUUCUGAGGGUGCAGAACUUCUCCGUUCUAAACCGACACCUGCGCUCCUACUAUCAGGAAAACUUACAGCAGUUGAUUCUGAUGCCCCUUCCAAACAUUGCCAUUCUGGGACAAGACCCUCUCACAGAGGGAGCUGUGGAGGAGCUGAGGAGGCUGCUGCUGCUGCUGCUCGGCUGUGCUGUGCAGUGCGAGAGGAAAGAAACCUUCAUUCAGCAGAUCCAGUCUUUGGACAUCGAGACCCAGACAGCCAUUGCCAUGUGUAUUCAGGAGGUGACCCAAGACCCGCGUGCCGUGCUGCCCCUGGAGUAUGCAGAGCUGUGUGGGCUGCAGAUGGAGGAGGUUCAGGCCCUCUUCAGUGUCAUGGCCAAGCAGAUACAGGGCCUGCUGUCUCAGAGGGACACACACCUGGAGAGGAUAGCAGAGCUGUGUGCAGAGCGUGAGUCAUCUGAGUGUCUCUCGGCGCCCCCUGCAGGCUAUGGUGCUAAUGACCCUCCAGAGGGCCUCGCUGUGCAGCUGGCAGACUGCAAGGCCAAGUUACGCAGACUCAAACAGGAGCUGGAAGAUAAGGGUGAUCAAUUGCUGGACUAUAAGCAGGAGAUUCAGACUGUGGAGGGCCAGCUGAAGAAACUACAGCAAGAGAACCGGACUCUGGCGGGGGAGGCAAGGGGGAGCCGGGCUCUGUGUGACGAGCUGGACUGCCUGCGCGAUCGGGCGGCCAAGGCGGACCAGCUGCAGACGGAACUGCAGUCCUGCACACACCGCCUGCGCAGCCUCGACCUCUACCGCACACAGCUCAAGGAGCAGCAGCAGUACUGCACCACUCUACAGGAGAACAAGGCCUUGCUGGAGGAGCAGCUGUCUGACGCCCGUGCAAGGUGCUCCGCACUACGGGAGCUCGAGAGGGACAAUUUUGUGCUACGGCAGAAGCUGAUGGAUUUGGAAGGAGAGCGCGACACAGAGAGGCAGCGCGUGGACGAGCUUCUGGAGAUGAACAUGGGCCUGCAGUCAGAGCUGAGGCAGAGCCGUUCGUCCACGCCAGCUGUCACUCAUCAUUUCCUCCAAUCAGAGAUCGAGUCGGACUAUGAGGACCUGCCCCCAGAGCAAGAUCUGAAACCCUUGAGUGUGGAGGUUGGAGAGGCGUCCACUCUGCGUCUCCUGGGAGCCGAGAACGAGAACGCAGAGCUGAGGAGGCGUCUGGAGCUGCUGCAGGCCGAGAGAGAGGGCAGUGCAGAGGACACAAAGGAGGAGCUGGAGAGACAGCUGGAGCAGCUGAGGAGUCUGCAAGAGGAGCAUCAGAACACCCUCAGAGAGUUUCAGAACAUGAAGAACGAAAACACCAGCUUGAGAAAAUCUCUGGAGCAGCUGAGGACAAAUAAAGAGCUUAUCGACACUUUGGAGGAGGAGACGACAUCUCCUGAAUGGAGGAAAGGAGGCACACGGAGAGGAGAGGGGGAAGGAAAGGACAUGAGAAAAGAGGAGAAACUGAGGGGGGUAGAAGGGGAAGAAGAAGAGGAAAAUAGAACAAAAGAGGUCAUUAGGGCGACGAGGGAGGAAGGAGAAGGUGAAGAGGUCCUUCAUCAUCAGAAGAAGGAGAGAAAGAAAACGGAGGAUGAGGAGGCAAUGGAGGUGAAGAGUAAAGACAGAGGAGAAGCAGAGGGGGAGAAGAAGAUGGAGAGGAGGAAGGAAUCGGCCCCUACCUGCCAACAAGCGGUGGAGGAGGAAGAAAGGGAGAUGACAGAGGACAAAACACCAAAGCCAGAGACAGCGGUGGAGGAAGAACAGGUCAUGGAUCCAACACCAAUUGUUGACACCAGCCUCCUGGCUGCCCAGCUCCAAGAGGCCCAGGAGGAGGCUGACAGACAGACAGCCGUAGCCCAGGACCUGCGCUCUAAACUGGGGGAGCAGAGCAAGAAGGCCUGGGAGGCUGAGCAGAGGCUGGUGGUCCUCGAAGCCCAGACUCAGAGACUGAGGAAAUCAGCUGACAUGCUGGCUGAUGCCAGGAAACAAAAUGAGGCACUGCAGGGUGAGUCCCUGCAGAUGGAGGAGGAGUUGACUCGUCUGCGGAGCCAGCUGGAGGUCCACAAGAUGGAGGCAGCGGUGAUCGCCCAGCUGGAGGCGGAGAGGGCCUCUCUGGAGAGGGAGCGGGAGACACUCAGGGCCUCCCUGGAGACCCUCAGGACUGCAGCACGGAAGGGUGACCAGCUGGAGUUGACCAAUCAGACGCAGAAGGCGGAGCUAGAGCGCCUGACCCGCACACUGGACUCGGCCCGCCGCCGCGAAGAGGAGCUUGAAACGGAACUCCGCGAGUCCGGCCAGGAGGCCGAGUCCAUGGCCCGGGGGCGGGACCAGGCGCUUCUAGACGCGACACGAUUGGAGCAGGAGAAGGAGGCUCUGCAGGCCCAACUGGACAGCCAGCGACGGGAGCAGAGGCAGAGGGAGAGGGAGGCGGCGCGGCUGAGGCAGCAGCUGGAGAGCACCUCUUCUGCCCUGGAGCACAGCAGUCAGAGGGCCUGCAGCCUGGAGGCAGAGCACAGGCGCGUUUGCCAGGAACUCUCCCAUCUGAAAGAGCUCAGCACCAAACUGCAGGACCUUGAGAGGGAGCUUCAGAGCCUCACGCUGCAGAACACAGAUGGGAAGGACCAAAUCGCUUCCCUCAAACAGGAACUGGCCAAUGAAAAGAUUCACUCUCAGGAGCUAGCCAAUCAGGUGGCCGAGCUGACCCAGAAGCUGGAGCAGUCUGAAGCCAGUCUCAAGAUGGCCACCACCUCAGCUCAAAACCAGAUUGACUCCCUCACUGAGGAACUGGCCAAUGAGAAGAUCCGCUCCCAGAAGUUGACCAAUCAGGCGACAGAGCUGUCUCAGAAGUUGGAGCAGUCCGAGGCCAGUCUCAAGCUGGCCGUCUCCUCAGCCCAGAAGAAGCAGCAGUCAGAGACGCAGCAGCAGCAACAGCCGGUGACAGGGGAGGGCAAGCCAACAGCCCAGGGAGUGGAGACGGCGGCAGUGGGGAAGGUUCUGGAGCCAAAUGCCCCACCACAGGCCCAGGCUGCACCCCAGAGUGAGGCCCAGCAGGGCCCAUCCCAGGGCGGCCAGCCUGCUGUCCUGAGCAUCCCCGUGGUGGAGUCCCACCAGACCUCCAGAGACUCUGAGUCACCAGGGGGAAGAGCGUCCAGAGACCACAGCCCUUCUAGCAGCGCUGAGCAGAAUGAGAGGCUCAUCGAUGUAGAGAGAGAGAAUGCCUCUCUCCAGAAGGAGCGGGAGGCCCUGCAGGCGCAGCUGUCCCAGUGUCAGGCCUCGUGCACUGGUCUGAGGGACCAGCUGGACACCUUGCAGCGCCACGCCAUCUCCCUCCAGGACGCCUGCGCCAAGCUGCAGACCCUCAACACCAAACUGCAGGUGGACCAGGCGACCCUAAGUACCCAGCAUGCCUCGGUGCAGGCCCGCUGUGGUGAGAGCGAGGCCCGCUGCGCCGCUCUGGAGGCGGAGUCAAAGGUGUGGGUGAAGGAGAGGGCGGAGCUUACCCUGCGAGCAGAGGCGUUGAGGCGGGACCACGAGAGAUUGAUGGCCCUGCAGCAGAGGCAGGAGGUGGAGCUGGAGGAACUCAUGGCCAAGCACAGCCAACUAAAAAGCAGCAGCCGGGCACAAGAGGCCCAGUUCAAGGAGCUGGAAGCCAGUCACCAGGAGCUGUUGGAGCGCAAGAGGCAUCUGGAGCGCGGGGAGGAGGAGGUGCAGCGGGAGCGGGAGCAGAUGCAGAGGAGCGCCCAGGAACAGAUGGAGAAGGAGUGCGAGCUGGAGAGACUACGCACCGACAAUGACAGGUUCCAGACGCAGCAGAGGGAGUGGGUGCAGGUCCAGUCGGAGCUGCUGGCCCAGGGCUCGGUGCUGCGUGCCGACAUGAACGCGGCCCAGUUGGAGCGCACCCGGCUGGAGGGGGAGAUGAGCACGCUCAGGGAGCAGAACCAGAACCUGGACCUCAACUACGCACGCCUGCAGAACCAGUACCAGCUGCUGACGGCGUUGAAGGGCAACAUGGAGGAGGAGAAUCGUCACCUGGUGGAGCAGAACCAGAGUCUGUCCAGAGAGAACAGGUCUCUCAUGGAGAGGAGCCUGGAGAACAGAGAGGAGCACCAUAGCCAACAGAGAGAAUACCUGGACAAGCUGAAUGAGCUGCGGAGGGAGAAACAGAAGUUAGUGGAGAAGAUAAUGGACCAGUACAGAGUUCUGGAGCCCGCCGGGGCCACCCCUACCAAGGCCAAGAAGUCUAACUGGAUAGCGGACCGCAUGAAGAAGCUGAUUAAGCCUCGUACGGGCCGUGACGGUCGAGCUCACUUCAUCGCAUGCGGGAGCAUAGAGAACCUGGCAGACGCCACAGAUAUCAUACACCACUCACCCUCACCACCACUACCACCAGACCCCCGUAGUGCACCAGGCUCCCCGACCCCACUGCGUAGGGUCUCCUCUGCCGACUCCGAAGACCCCCCGAGACCCGGGCAGCGAUCGGGCCGCCGCAAGCUGGGCUCCCGCCAUGGCUGGAACCUGGGCAGGGGAGGCCGGGGAGCAGGAGGGGCAGGAGGGGCAGGAGUGUCGCAGUCCUUCAGUCCCGGGGACCAGCGCCCCCACCCCCGCGAACGCUGGCACACCUCCCAGGCCCUGUGGGAGACCCAGGACAGCAGCCCCAGCCAGGACAGCCUCAGUGAGGAGGGCAAGGGUGAAAGUGAGGACAGCCUUAGUAGGGAUGAGACUCCAGACAGACAACGCCUGUCCUCCGGAGCUGAAGAUACAGUGGCUUCAAGCACAGAGAAGUCCCUGGACUAGAGCACACAGGCCGACACCGUACCACCGCACGCCCACACAAAUCUCUCUCUUGUCUCAAUGAAUCUCACAAAAUACAUGUUUCAUGUUUAUUUUUUUAUCAAUAUGUUCUGUUGACAUGACUCACCAUGACUGAAGACAUGACUUGAAUAUGUUGUUUUGUAACGAUGUGCCAAACUAGUAGCUGUGCAUAUAAUUUAUCAUGCAUAAUAAUAUGUACACGAAUAAAAUUACAUUUUAUACGGUGGUUCUUAAAAGAAAGUGACAUGUCCACUUAAUGAGACUGAGAAUCAAUUAUAGUAGGUUGCUAUGGUUUUCCGUUGGUCCAAAUAUGGGGCCUCUUCCAUUGGGCUGCAGUUACCACUUAUAUCCAUUGAGGGGCAGUGUGACAAUAGUGACGCCCAAGAAAACCUUUCUUUCAUUCCUUCUUCUUUAAAAGAAGGAUCAUGUCCUUAUGCAGAGGAUGUGCACUUUGUGUUUCUGUCAACAGAAUCGCUGAGGGGAAGUGCAGAGACAAACUAAGAGGGGUUGGUAGAUUAUAUCGGCCCUGAUCAGUGAAACCUUCACAUGGAGGAAGCAGGAGAUGGAACAAG